Molecule: messenger RNA, 1194 nt
Organism: Trypanosoma grayi
Lineage: Eukaryota; Euglenozoa; Kinetoplastea; Trypanosomatida; Trypanosomatidae
Product: Kelchcontaining protein
Exons: 1
Coding region: 1-1194 (397 amino acids)
Molecular function (GO): protein binding
Source: RefSeq, a predicted model, not a curated record
AUGUCGUUGUGUCACACCGCUUCUCGCUGGCGCAGUGUGCGGUGCACGGGUGGCGUCCCACCGGGACGCAUAGGCCACACCCUGUGCGCCAACGCUGUGGAGACAAAGGUGUUUCUCUACGGCGGCGUCAACGACAAGAACGAGAGUAUCUCCAACUACCUGGAUGACUUCUACGUAUUCGAUGUGGAGACGAAAAGAUGGACGGCGAUCGAAAUGACGGGGCAGGUGCAGUCCUCCAGGGCCUUCCACUCCGCCGUGUACUACGAGGGACAAAUAUAUGUCUUUGGCGGCUGUAAUGGCCGUGGGCGCUUCAACAAGUUGUUUUCCAUUAGUGAGGACGGUAGAUGUCAGCCCAUCACCGCUAAUAGUCCGCCGCCAACGACGCGAUAUUGUCAUAGCGCAGUGCUGUUCGAAAAGAAAAUGUACAUCUUUGCCGGUAAAUGUGGCGGGCGGAACAGCAACAGGCGCCUGAGCGACUUAUUCGCCUUUGACUUCACGCGAAAUACGUGGGAAGAGUGUCCACAGCAUGGGAAUAAACCUGUGGCGCGCUCCGCUCACGCCGCCUUCACGUGUGGGCGGAAUAUGAUCAUGUUUGGUGGGCGCAAUGCGGGGGGAGAGUGCUGCGAGGACAUGUACGCGUACAACUACGACACCGGCAUCUGGCGUAAGAUUGAGUCACCCAACAAUGGCUCACUCUUCGGGCGUGCGCGAAACAGUGUCGUGGUGCACCACGGCAGAGUAGUGGUGUUCGGUGGGUGGAAUGGUAAGAAGAAGCUCAAUGAUCUCUUCAUGUAUUCGGUGGACUCCAACACACUCGAGAUGAUGCAUGAGCCGGACGACAAGUGUCCCUCCAGGCGAGAAUGCCACGUUGCUGUUGUCUGCAAAAACACCAUGGUGGUAUUUGGCGGCCGUUUCCGCGGUGAGUUUAUGAGCGACACAGCGGAGCUCGACCUUGGCCCAAAGACACUCAAGCAGAGCUGCCGCGACUGGAUCCUGCGCAGUGGCUUCAAGGAGUCGUACCCCAACCGCCAAGGACAGCUGCUGCCACUGCGACUGCAGCAGUUCAUUGAGAGCUGGCGGUCGCUGACGAGCAGGGCCCAGAAGGAUGAGCCGCAAACGCCACUGCAGGAUAGCAACGUCCCCGUCGAGGUGCUCUCCUCCGAGAGCAACUCCCAGCACGGGGGAGGGGAGUGA